CCAGAUGCAGGCUGGUUGGAAGAAGGAGUUUAUGUCUCCACUGUAGUAGGUGAUGGUAGGUGGCGUACACCGCCUCUACAAUUAAACAAUCUGGCUCACACCGCAUCGACGCUGGCUUCAACAAUGGUGGCCCACACCGCCUCAACACUGGCUACAACAAUAGUCACUUACACCGCCUAUACACUGGCCAUAUCUGUGUUGGCUGGAGCUAUAGGGCUGAUGGAAGGGGUCAGAAGUGUCCCCGGUCUGGCUAUUGUCCCUGACCAUGUGGUCAGUAGCUGGACUGUGACUGCACGGGUACAGUGCUACACGUUGUGUUUGUACUCGCCCUACUGUGUUUCUGUGAACUGGCGUUGGAAGGCACACCCUGCUGUAUGUGACCUCAACAAGGUGACGGAGUCCCACUUCCCUACCGCCGUGAGAUCUGAUGACGACUCCGUCUACAUUGAACUGUCUGCAGAGGACGUGUCUGGGCGGAUGUGCAGGUGCCAACCAUCAGAGACGUGUGCACCUGUUGCUCAUCAAGGGUAUCUGUGCCUUAGGUCAGGGUUCAGAGAGGACACAACUACAGGGGGUGGAAGAGAGGAAGAUGAGACACCUGCUACCCCAGUACCGACCACAGCCAGAGAAGAGGGUAGGACAGCAGGUAAGAUGAUGAAGAACCUAAUAAAGAUACAUAAAUCCAAUCAGCAAGUAUUGAUGGCAUCCAGCAUAUUGAGCACCUUGUCUUGA
Molecule: messenger RNA, 732 nt
Organism: Haliotis rubra (blacklip abalone)
Lineage: Eukaryota; Metazoa; Mollusca; Gastropoda; Lepetellida; Haliotidae
Exons: 3
Coding region: 124-732 (202 amino acids)
Source: RefSeq, a predicted model, not a curated record